Triplophysa dalaica is the source of this 1338-nucleotide messenger RNA. RefSeq lists its product as uncharacterized. Lineage: Eukaryota; Metazoa; Chordata; Actinopteri; Cypriniformes; Nemacheilidae. Bases 290 to 595 code for a protein of 101 amino acids. The transcript has 4 exons. The record is from RefSeq and is a predicted model, not a curated record.
UUAAAGCAGGGCUCGAAAGAAUCGUAGAGUGUGCUGGGACUGAUGAUCAAUGCUGGCUUUGUUUUGAAAACGGGCAUGUUUACAAUUGACGAACGCUUGUAUUUCAACCUAUUGUAGAACUUUAGCCAAAACCCUCGAUGGUCGGUGGAUAAAACUGCCCCAUACCGGGUAACUUAAAUGCAAUGUGACUUUGCAUUUUGAUGUAUACCGGAGUUUGGGUGAAUGUAGUGAAUCAUCAAGCGUUUUGAAUUAAAGCUAAUCUUUACGUACACAUUGCGAGUCAAAAUCCAUGGAUUAUAUAAAUCCUAUCCAGAACAAGAGAAGGCGCAGUGGAGAGAUGGAACAAUGGCUCAAACAGUCGAAAAGGCUGUGCAGUGGACUUGGAGGCUGUGGUCAGGUUGAAUAUAGUGGGGUGAUGGAAACUCCAAUGGACACGUGGAAUCCCCCAAACCAAGGCCCUCAAAAUGGACAUGGUGCCAACGGCCACAUCCCUGGCAUGCAGGUUUUAGGAGCUACAGGACGUGGUGCAGGACAGUUUUGCCCCAGGUGUAUGGCAGGUGAACCUGGCCAUAUAAACCACAUGAUGAGGUAUUAAUCUCCAGGGCCAAUGACUGCUGCUGGUGAACUGACUGAAUAAAGGGGAAAGAAAAGGAUUGACACAGGGAAGCAAUUCACGCUGUAGUGUGUGGUUUCCUGUAUAGUUUGUGCCUUUAACAUGUAUUUUCCAACCCUUGUCUUGUACUGUUUUGUAGAUAUAUAUAUAGUUUACAGUACCAUAAACGCUCCAGAAACAUGCUGGGAAAAGUAAUGAUGUUUGGAUUAAACCGAAGUCAAGUGAAGUGUUUGUACAACUUCAGAAACGUUGUAUUGUAUAACUUUUUUGUACUGUGCUGCUUGGCAAACAUGAUACAUUUUCCAGUCUGAUUGGUCAUGUUUUAAAUAACUUUUGUUCAUCCACUGUCAUCAAAAUGAAUGGGAAAAAUGACACGGUUUAAAAUAUAUUAAUUAUAUGAAUCAUAUUUUUAUAGAUUAUUUUUCUAAAAACUGAAAUGAUGGUGUUUAGAGUAUUAAAUACAUGAUAAUUCCAGUGUAGAUUUUUUUUAAUGGAAUAUUUUAGGAUUUUUGUAUUAAUUUGGUGGAUCAUUAUUUUUCUGUACCUUAACAAACAUGUAGCCAGUGUUAACAUUACAAUGUUUAGUGUUUUUGCAGGUUACAACUCUGUUGUUUUGUUGUUUUAUCCUGAUUAGUUUACUAAUUUAAAUGUUUAAUAACUAAUUUUGAUGUCACCUUUUUCGAUACCAAUGCAGUAUAUUUUACAUAAAGUAAAAUUUGAGAGAA